Spea bombifrons (plains spadefoot toad) is the source of this 4062-nucleotide messenger RNA. It is a transcript of the gene TDRD9, whose product is annotated as tudor domain containing 9. Bases 1 to 4062 code for a protein of 1353 amino acids. NCBI's taxonomy places the organism in Eukaryota, Metazoa, Chordata, Amphibia, Anura, Pelobatidae. Gene Ontology annotation, molecular function: ATP binding; RNA binding. The record is from RefSeq and is a predicted model, not a curated record. The transcript has 37 exons. Gene Ontology annotation, cellular component: intracellular anatomical structure.
AUGCUGCGCAAGCUGACGGUAGAGCAGAUUAACGACUGGUUUACUAUCGGUAAAACAGUGUCGGAUGUGAAGCUUAUGGGCUCGUGGUUCGGGCAUGCCGACAGUGUGUCUCCGGGGGACCACCUACCGACCGACAGCACUCGUCGAUUCGCUCUAUUGCAGCUCGAAAAUGCGUACGUCAAGGAGUUUAGGGCGAUGGAGGAAAAAGAACUCGCCAUGUACAAGGGAAAGGCUGCGAAGCCGCCAGGUACGCGAUUCAUUCGCAAACUUUCCGAAAUGGACAAACUGCUGGAGCCGAUAUCCGAGCGGAGCUACCCAGACUUACCUAUCUCAAAAAGCAGGGAAGAGUUAAUAACCUUGAUUGAGAACAAUUCAGUCACGAUUAUUCACGGGGCAACCGGCAGUGGCAAAAGUACCCAGUUGCCGCAGUUCAUCUUGGAUUACCACAUGCAGAAGUCGUCGUUCUGUAACGUUGUUGUAACCCAGCCUCGGAAGAUAGCGGCUCGUAGCAUCGCGACUUGGAUAAGCAGCGAGCGGGGGUGCACGCUUGGUGGCUUGGUGGGGUAUCAGGUGGGAUUGGAAAAAAAGACAGCUGUGGACACUCGAUUGACUUACAUGACUACGGGGGUCUUGCUGGAGAAGAUAGUCAAAGCAAAAAGCUUGAUGGAGUUCACUCACAUUUUUAUAGACGAAGUUCACGAACGCACGGAAGAGGUGGACUUCCUAUUGCUGAUCGUCCGUAAACUUCUACGUACCAACUCCCGAUCCGCCAAGGUCAUUCUGAUGUCGGCCACUAUAAACUGCAAAGAGUUUGCGGAGUACUUCGCCACCCCGGUGUUUAACAGACUCGCGCCAGCCCAUGUGUUCGAGGUCGAAGGCAAGCCGCACGACAUUGAAGUGUUUUAUCUCGACGACUUGAAGCAGCUACCCCAGCACUUGACAUCAGCUCGGUGUUCCGAAGAAGCCUUCAUAAGUAAAGAAAUGUACGAAGUUGCAACAUAUCUGAUCCAGCUGUUUGACGACAUGGAGAAGACGGAACAAAAGCAAAAGAAAACGCACUCCAUGUCCGGCACUCAGCCAAACAGUGUCUUGAUAUUUUUGCCAGGUGUGUUUGAAAUAAACUACAUGCACGAGAUUUUUACAAAUAUGGUCCAAAAAAGGUUGCAUGUUUUUCCUCUGCACGCGAGCAUCACUCUGGAUGAGCAGAAUGCGGUGUUCAUGAGUCCGGUGUUAGGAUAUAGAAAGAUCAUUCUGUCGACAAACAUUGCUGAAAGCUCCAUAACCGUUCCGGAUGUGAAAUAUGUCAUUGACUUCUGCUUGACGAAAACCCUUUGUUGCGAUGAAGAGACGAACUACCAGAGUUUAAGGCUCAGCUGGGCUUCGAAGACCAACUGCGAUCAGAGAAAAGGACGCGCCGGCCGGGUUUCCAAAGGCUAUUGUUACCGACUGGUAUUAAGAGACUUCUGGAAGCACGUCAUACCGGAAGAUGUUAUUCCCGAAAUGCUGCGAAGCCCCUUGGGAAGUACGAUUUUGAAGGUGAAGCUCCUUGACAUGGGAGAGCCGAGAGCGCUGCUCGCCACAGCCCUAUCCCCUCCUAGCAUUUCCGACAUCGAGCGCACGAUACUUUUGCUUAAGGAGGUCGGGGCGCUGGCGGUAAAUGCCACCGGGGAUAAAGAAAAUCCCUACGACGGGGAACUCACGUUUCUGGGCCGAGUUCUCGCCCAGUUGCCCGUUCAGUUGCAGCUGGGGAAGCUCAUCGUUCUCGGCCACGUGUUCGGAUGCCUGGACGAAUGCCUUAUUAUAGCCGCGGCUCUCUCGCUGAAGAACUUUUUUGCGAUGCCGUUCCGGCAGUACCUUGACGGUUACAGGAAUAAGCUGCGUUUCUCUGCCAGCAGUCAGAGCGAUUGCAUUGCACUUGUGGACGCGUUCAAGUUAUGGCAGGCAUGCAAGGAACGAGGAGAGCUGAGACUCCCGAAGGACGAAUUGGAAUGGGGGAAAUCGAACUAUUUGCAAAUCAAAAGAAUGAGGGAGGUGUCCGCUUUGUACGAGGAACUGAAACAGAGGAUCGCCCGUUUCAACAUGCACGUGACCCCGAGGCCAGCCAUGGACCCGCAGUACAGCUACAAGCAACGCUUUAUCCUCCAGGUUGUCAUGGCUGGUGCGUUUUACCCCAAUUAUUUCACGUUUGUUCCAGCGGACGAAGAGUCCGCGGUCAGACAGCUGAACGGCAAAGACCCCAAAACCACAGUCAUGCUAAAUAACGUCCCGCAUUACGGAUUCCUCUACCACAAGCAGAUCCAGUCCCUUUUCAGGCAGUGCGGUCAGGUGAAGUCAGUAUUAUUCGAUGGCUCCAAAGCUUUUGUGGAGUUCUCGCGCAAUCCCACCGAGAGGUUUAAGACCCUGCCGGCUGUGUACUUGGCCCUUAAAAUGUCUCAGCUAAAAGUUCCACUAGCACUCAAUGUCCAUUCUACGGGAGCCAUCGAGGAGAGGAGUGAGAGAUCUGUCACUAUGUUAAAGCAAACACGGGUGAACGUGGACUUCCACAAGCAGACGGCAGAACCAGUGCACAUGUCUCAGAUCAUCACCGAGCAGGCAGAGAUUAUGAAAGGCCUCGUUUUAUCCAUUAACGUCGCCGAGGUGGUGGAAGUUGGCCAUUUCUGGGGUUUCAGGAUUGACGAGCGAAACACCCAUGUCCUGGAAAAGCUUGUCACGGAAAUCAAUCGCAGUGCGCUGAGCCCUCUUUCAGGAAGGCCGCAUCCAGACCUCGUCUGCUUGGCUCCAUUUACGGACAUGGAGAUCCCCGCGUACUACCGAGCCCGAGUAUUGUACAUUUCCGGAAACUCUGCAGCGGUUUUUUUUGUCGAUUACGGCAACCAAUCGAAAGUGGAACUGGGCCUUUUAAGAGAAAUGCCAAGUCACCUUCCGGACAUACCCUUUCAGGCCCUGGAAUUCAAGAUCUGUAAGAUGCGUCCGUCUGCCAAGUCCAUGAUACGCGGCGAGCGGUGGAGCCGGGAGGCCAGCGAGAGAUUCGACUCCUUAGUGAAUGGCUGCGCCCUCAUGGUGAAGGUUUUUUCCAUCGUUCACAGCGUCGUGCACGUCGACGUAUACAGACACUUCGGAAACCUGGAAGAAGUCAGCAUUCGGGACUUGCUGAUCGCCGACGGUUACGCCGAGCCCGCCGAGGAGUCGCAUGAAUCAAAACAAAGUAACGAGUUACUGAAGGAAAUGUAUCGCGUGCCGUCGGACUGUAGGAUGCCGCCCGCUCGCGGCUUCGAGAAGACGGAAGAGAAAUAUUUGAUCAACGCGUUGCUGGAAAGCUGCGCGAGAAAUUCAUUUGGAAAUCCGAGGAAAAGGGUGCUUCUCCAAGGUCCGUUUCAUCCUUUUGAAGUUCGUUUUCAUAGCCUGAUGCGCGUCUCCCGUUUCAGAUCAAUCCUGAUAGAGAAAGAAAGCAGUAACUCGGUGGUGGUUAAUGACGCCCCAGAAGAAACCCACCAGAGAAUGUUUGUGGCCGCGUCGGUGUCUGUGAACGCCUCCGGUUCUGUGAUAAUGUUACGGGACACGUCUCUGCUUCCUUCCAUUCCCGGGCUUCCUGCUCUCAUCAGCAUGCUGUUUUCUCCAGUAAUAGAGCUAAGGGUUGAUCAGGACGGAAGAAACUAUACCGGCGUUCUGUGCGGUUUGGGUUGUCACUACGACAGCGGGGUUGCCAUAUGGCCCGAACAUGACAUCGAGCUGGCAUUUGAUGCCGCCUUCGCUAUCGAUGAUCUGUUGAAGAUCAACUUAAUACGAUCGGCAAUCAAUAAACUGGUUUCCUACCACCACGGUGAUGACAUUAAUAUGAGUCAGAGCAGGACAGAGCGGCUCCAGGGGGACGUGCGCGAGAAGCUCCUCGACUUAUUUCAGAAAGACAAGCCACGGGAAACUGUGACGGCCAAAUGGCACCCAAAACAAUACCAGUGGAACCAGGUCGAUCCCAGAUUUCUCGUCGAUCAGUUCUCAGGACCGGAGGAAGAGAGAAAGUCUUCUAUUUACCAGCUGCAUAAACUUGUUUUGUUGAACGUUUAG